Dendronephthya gigantea is the source of this 1622-nucleotide messenger RNA. Its product is annotated as DNA polymerase nu-like. The transcript is spliced from 19 exons. The record is from RefSeq and is a predicted model, not a curated record. Lineage: Eukaryota; Metazoa; Cnidaria; Anthozoa; Malacalcyonacea; Nephtheidae. Gene Ontology annotation, molecular function: DNA-directed DNA polymerase activity; DNA binding. Gene Ontology annotation, biological process: double-strand break repair; DNA-templated DNA replication.
AUGAAUAGCUUCAAGCCACAGUCGAAAGGUGAAAAGCGAAAAGAGCUCUUGAAAACAACGCAUCAUGCUGGAAACCAAACGGAUAUAACUUCAUAUUUACCAAAAGUUAAAAACCAAAAGAAGAGCGCCAAACUAGACCCGAGAACUGGAGAUUGCGUUUCAGGAAAGCUUGAGAAAGAGGGUGCAAGAAAUAUAAAAAAUAUGAGUUUUGAAGACAGAGAAUUGAUGAAGAGGAAAAUUUUUGAUGCAAGUAACAUUGCCUGUACUUUGAUAUAUGCGGAUGGCAGCACUUUGCUACGCCCUGGAAAAGCUAAGAGUCUCGAGAAAAAGCUUUGGGAACUCUUCUCUCAAGUGGAAAUGAAAAUUUGUCCAAUUCUUUCAGUGAUGGAGCUUGUCGGUGUUGAGGUUGAUACGACUCUUCUUCUUGACUACGGAAAAGUGCUAGAGAGUGUUGGUCAUGAAUUCCAAAUGAGUAGCACACAGCAGCUCAGACAGGUUCUUUUUAACGAGCUACAACUGGACAAGAAGGUUCAAAAACGGCUUGCCAGAACGCAGAUUAAAAACUACAAAUCAACUUCAGAGAGUGUGCUUAAGCAUCUUCAAAACUUCCACCCGUUGCCUAAGAUUGUUUUAGAAUACAGAUCUGUGACGAAAGUGAAGUCGGCUUAUGUUGAUGGGAUACUAGGUUUUCUUCAAGAUGAUAUUUUGUGUACAAACUGGAAUCAAACCUGUACUGGUACUGGAAGACUAACAUCUACAAAUCCUAACAUCCAAGCCAUUCCAAAAACUCAAUUGGAUAUAUUUCAUUGAUCUACCAUUAUAACUAUAGGAAAAGAAUUGGAGAGCAUUUCUAUCAUUCCAAGAAAGGCUUUUAAAAGUCGUUCCGGAUGGUCUUUUGUGUCUUCUGAUUUCCAAAGUAUCGAACUUCGUUUACUUGCUCAUUUUUCUGAAGAUGCUUUACUACUUCACAUAUUCAACGAGUCUGAUGAUGACGUAUUCGUCCAACUAGCAUCUAUUUGGUUAUCAGUGGACCCUAAGUCAGUUCGGAGCGAGGAUAGAGAGCGUGCUAAAAGAAUAGUUUAUUCUGUUGUUUAUGGUGUUGGGAAAGAACGAUUGGCAGAAACAUUAAAUGUUAGCGCAGAUCAGGCAAAGUCAUUUACUACAAGUUUUCUUGGUUACGUAACCACAAUCUUCGGGCGUCAGCGCUUACUCCCGGGAAUAAAUUCCAAUGACGCGCAACUUCGCGCUCAGUCAGAAAGACAAGCUGUUAAUUUUGUCAUACAAGGCUCUGCAGCAGAUAUUUGUAAGAUGGGCAUGAUUUCGCUUGUGGAAUCAUUAGAAAGUAAGAAUUUGAAGAUGAAGGCAAGACUACUUAUUCAAAUCCACGAUGAGCUGGUCCUGGAGGUCCAAGAUGAUUCUGUUGAAACUGUGAAAGAAUUAGUCAAAGUCAUUCUGGAAGAUACGAAUUCACUUUGCGGAGGUCAUAUUAAGCUGAAGGUUGGAAUGAAGGUGUCUGUAAGUUUUGGGAAGACGUGGGCAGAUAUGAAACCAGACUUCGUUCACUGAUACCACAAGAAGUGAAAGUACCAAUCUUGUGUAACUCGGGGAUAUGUGUGCGUCUG